Sciurus carolinensis (gray squirrel) is the source of this 1073-nucleotide messenger RNA. RefSeq lists its product as uncharacterized. NCBI's taxonomy places the organism in Eukaryota, Metazoa, Chordata, Mammalia, Rodentia, Sciuridae. The transcript is spliced from 4 exons. The coding region runs from base 1 to 1056 and encodes 351 amino acids. The record is from RefSeq and is a predicted model, not a curated record.
AUGACAAUCACAGACUCCCUGGAACCGCCGGGCUGGGCGCGGCAGGCGGAGCAUCCUCGCCUCUUCCAAGACCUCAUGUUCUCUGCACUGUCCUCCGAGCUGCCCAGUGAGGACGUGCCCAGGGCCGUGACCCAGACAGCAGAGCAGACCGUGCCCCGGGAGCCCGCAGCUCCAGCUCCCAGCCCUUCUGGUCGGGCGGGUCCAUCUUUGGAGCGAGAGGAACAGGAGUGUGUCCUCCUGACACACUCAGGCCAGGACGGACCCAUCCAGGACGGAGCCCGGACGCGGCUCUUUCCAACCAGACUGGCCCAGGGAGGUGAGGCCCCGCUUGUCAAGGCACCACCAGGUACAGAUCACAGCAAACAUGACGAGCACCAGGAGGCAGGCGCUUCACUGAGCACUGCUCUGGUCCCCCCUGGGCAUUCACACAGCAGCCACCUGCUCCUCGGGCCUCCCUGGGCUCCAGAGCUCCCUCCUGCUCCCACAGCCUCCUCCCCCAGCCUCCUCCAGGGCCUUCUCCCCACUAGCUCAAGCCGCCUUCUCACCAGCCAGCAGAGAGGCCCUCCUCCAGCUCCUGCAGAAAACCUCAGGCUCACGCACCGUGUCGAGCCGGCUUCCCGCCCUGGCUCAGGAGAGCGUGUGCAUCUGUCCACCACCCAUCAGCACAUCAGAGUGCCUGCAACCCUCCAAGUGGGCAAGAACCACGGGGCUGGCGAGGGGGACUUGGCAAGCCCUCGGGGGCUCUUCUUGAGAGGAGGUGCCGUGUGCUGUCCAGCCCUGGGAAGCAGCAGGUGGAGGACGUUUCUGCUGGCCUGUGCAUCGAAGCCUCUCGCAGCCCAUCCCCAGAACGCAGGUGCAGUCGCAGGGCAGGGGGCUUCCGGAGCUCCUGGAGCUGAGCAGGACGGUCACCACCACCCCAUCCACGGACGUGGGCCGUGGAGAGCUGCCCCGCGCGGACCUGCGGGCGAGUCCCUGAGCCCUCCCCUGCACCAGCGUGGCCCUCAGCAGUUCCGCAGACGUGAGCUCAUUCAGCCUGCUCAACACUGCCAGCUGUGAGCGCCUCCUGUUUGACC